Molecule: messenger RNA, 1502 nt
Organism: Diceros bicornis minor
Lineage: Eukaryota; Metazoa; Chordata; Mammalia; Perissodactyla; Rhinocerotidae
Product: testis-specific Y-encoded-like protein 1
Exons: 1
Coding region: 34-1350 (438 amino acids)
Biological process (GO): nucleosome assembly
Cellular component (GO): nucleus; chromatin
Molecular function (GO): histone binding; chromatin binding
Source: RefSeq, a predicted model, not a curated record
CGUUAACGUACUGUUGGUCUGACUACUGCCAACAUGAGCGGCCAGGAUGGCGUCGAGAGGAAGCCUCUCGCCCAAACCCGCAGCCUCACGGCUCCCCACCGUGCCUCAGGAGACGCGGACCCGCACCUGUGCCCCAAGCUCGGUGAGGAAACCGAGGCGUCACUAGUGACGGCGGAGACGGGUGAGCAGAGCUUGGAGGCCGCCGCCCUCCCACCGCCCCGGCUUCCAGAGGAGGGGGGAGCGCCCCAGGACCCCGCGGGCUGUGGCCGUGCUCCCCAGAUCCGAGGCGGUGGGGAUCGCAGUUGCGUAGCGACCAAAGCGGGGCAAGAAGAGACUGCGCCUCCCACGGACGGCCUGGAAGCGGCGUCUGCGUCCGUGGCGACGGACAGCAGCCUGGAAAAUGGCUGUCAGCGUGCAGAGCCGCGCGGCCUCGGCGACGAGAAGGCCCUAGAAGCCUGUGGCGCAGAGAGGUCCGGGUCUGAGGUGAUGGCGGAGGCGAGGGCCGAGGAAGCGAAGACCGAAAAGUGCCCCGUCUUCUCGGGAGCAGGGGAUGAGGAGGUGGUGCAGAAGGAAGGAGCGAAGGAGGAGGACGGAGGGAGGCAGGCGAUGGAGGUGGAGGAGAGGCCAGUAGGUGGAGAAACAGAAAUGGUGGAGGGACAUAGAGCGGUGGAGGAGGUGCGGGAGGAGGCAGGGCCCCAGCCCCUGGGCGUGGAUCUCCGCAUGAACGCGCUGGGGGCCAUCCAGCUGGAACUGGGCGCAGUGAAGGCUCGGGCUGACAGGGCCUUUCAGCAGCUGGAGCAAAGAUUUGGACGGAUGCGUCGACACUACGUGGCGCGGAGGGACUACAUCAUUCAGAAUAUCCCGGGCUUCUGGUUCACUGCCUUUCGGAACCACCCCGAGUUGUCCCCCCUGAUUAGGGGCCAGGAUGCAGCGAUGUUAAGAUACCUAACCAAUUUGGAGGUGAAGGAGCUCAGACCCCCUGGAACUGGGUGGGAGUUCAAGUUCUUCUUUCGAAGAAACCCCUACUUCCUAAACAAGGUGAUUGUCAAGGAAUGUGAGGUCAGACCGUCUGGCGGGGUGGUGUCUCUUUCCACUCCAAUCAUAUGGCACCAGGGCCGUGAACCCCCGUGCUUCUAUGGCAGGAACCCAGAUAUCGUCUGCAGUUUCUUCACCUGGUUUUCAGACCACAGCCUUCCAGAGUCUGACAGGAUUGCUGAGAUUAUCAAAGAGGACCUGUGGCCAAAUCCACUGCAAUACUACCUGUUGGUUGAAGGCGCCCGUAGAGCCAGACAUCGCCCAAUAAGGGAGCCAGUGGAGAUGCCCAGGCCAUUUGGGUUCCAGUCUGGUUAAACUUUGCCCUUGGGAAUACUCUUGCAGAAGGUCCCCUACCACCUCUUGCUGGACCUGUGCUUUGACAACAGAAAUGGGGUUGCCUUCUACUUUUUUUUUUUUCCCUGACAUUUCUGCAGAUUUUUUCCUCUGGACAUUCGGUUCCUUCAACU